AUUCAUAAUGGCGUCCUAGAACAGUUGGUUUGGGCUUCCAUUUGCUGAAAGACAAAAAAACCGUGUUUUCGAAGACGCUGUCUUCCAUUUCGGAAAUUUUGGGCUAAGUUGGCCUAAGUGGGAUAUUGAAAGAUGCAUUUUCUUGAAGUUGUAAUAACUUAAAAGCAGGGAAGUAGUUGAUUUUUCUAAUGGUUUUUUGUGUAUUUUCGGUAGGCCACAUUUUGUGAAUUAUUUAAAUUGUCACUACGGGUACUACGGCCAAAAUUCGUAGGAAGUAAUUCAUUCAUAAAAAAUCGCCUCGACCCCCCACAUAAAUUUUUUAGUGUUUUUCAGUUUUUAAUGGUAAUUUCUAUUAUUUCUGAAAGUUUGGAUUACGUGGGUGAAGUAAAUCUUUGAAUGCUUUGUCAAAAGAUAACACGGGGGUUAAAAACGCAUGUGAGUCAUAAAAGUUUUCGCUUAGCACAUAUCCUAUUUCCUUUAGCUGAUUUGCAGGCACAUCCCCGGCUAGCAAGUGUAUUAAGUAAGCCCCCCUGUCAUGACAAUCCAAUAAAAACGAUGAAAAGACUCCAAUCUCGGGGUGGCAGCUUGUAUUCUCUUGCUCCAGGGGUGGCAUUGGCUACAGGUACUAUAUACCUGCGGGCUGCGUGCCUGGCUUCUGUUAUCCAUGGAAAUUACAACAACAACCAUAACAAUUACAACAGCGAUAAGAUCGUCCAUAUCAGAUGUCAUGAUUGGGCUACCCGCGAAGGUGCCGCAGCAUUUCUUUGCUGAUUACAGCAUGCUUGAGUAUUAAAAAUCCAAUAUUUUCUGUACCGCUAAGUAAGGUCACGAAGAUAGGCUAUUUGCUUCAAGCGAAGAGUAUCGUCAUCAACAGAAAGACACAUUUGACUUUUGACCGCGCAGUCAGUGACACGAGAAGAGGGCGUUCUUCAAACUUGUUGUAAAAGUCAGGAGGAUGGAGAAGGCACAAAAAUAUUAAUGGUGGAAAAAAGAAAGCUUUGGUAUCAUUUAAGUGAAAUACUCCCUUAGAGUAAAGCUUGCCUUGAUAAUGCCAAAUGGAGCUUACUUCUUGGACCAAGUUGCAGAAUUUAUAUCUGGAUGGAUUGCUGGUUGUGCAGGAGUUUUGGUUAGUCAUCCAUUUGACACAGUAAGGAUCCGUCUUCAGAGUCAAGGAGUUGUUCCUGAUUCUCCACUCAAAUACAAUGGCACUAUACAUUGUCUCGUUGAAACAGUAAAGAAAGAGAAGGUAUAUGGCCUGUUUAAGGGCAUCACCCCUCCUUUGCUGGGAACAGCUGCCUGGAAUGCAGUAGUGUUUGGAGUUUAUGGCAAUGUUAUGAGGGUUUUAUCUGAAGGAAAAGAACAAGAAAGACCCUCAUUCAAGAAUACAAUCAUAGCUAGUGUUGCAGUAGCAUUUGCACAGAGUCUAAUCAUCUGUCCAAUGGAAUUAGUGAAGUGUAGGCUGCAAGUUCAAACAAAUUCUUCAAACAGACUUUACAAAGGAACGUUGGAUUGCAUAUCUAAAAUCUAUCGCAGUAAUGGAUUUCGGGGCCUCUACCGUGGAAUGCCUGCAACAAUUAUUCGUGAUAUACCAGGCUUCGUGUCAUAUUUCCUUUCCUUCGAAUAUUUAUGCAGAGUGAUAGCUGGGGAAGAAGGAGCUUACUUAGGCCCUGUUGCUUUGAUGCUUGCUGGUGGAACGGCAGGAUCAAUAUCCUGGACCCUAGCUUUCCCUCCUGACGUCAUUAAGACUCGUAUUCAAAUUGACACAAGUAAGAGAUAUACUGGAUUUCUUCAAUGUCUUAGAUCGUCUUUUAAAGAGGAGCAAUGGAGGCUGUUCGUGAGAGGGCUGACACCAACUAUCCUCAGGGCAUUCCCAAUGAACGCAGCAAUUUUCACUGUUCACACUAUGCUUAGCAGAAUGUAUGCCAAGUAUGCAAUGAAUGAUGAGCUAAAUUCAUAGUAAUUUUCAGUUCUAGUGUUAUUCCCAAAUUUUACAAACCAAAUCUAAUAUAUCAUUUGAAAGAAAUUUUGCUAGUCGAGCAUUAGAUUAAGCUCCUCAAAUAGUUUGGAUAUUAGGAAAACUUUUCCUUAAACUAAUUAUUUUACCUGGAAUCGUCAGAGAACAGUUUUUGUUGUCUUUUUUAUAUUCUUGUUAAAUAAUUUAUUGUAUGGUUUUAAUCGGUUCGUUGAGUUGACCUUCAUAUUUUGUGACAGUUGUGUGAUAUUUUUAAUUAAGAAUGGUUUUGAUACAA
Molecule: messenger RNA, 2249 nt
Organism: Rhopilema esculentum
Lineage: Eukaryota; Metazoa; Cnidaria; Scyphozoa; Rhizostomeae; Rhizostomatidae
Product: mitochondrial basic amino acids transporter
Biological process (GO): transmembrane transport
Cellular component (GO): mitochondrion
Molecular function (GO): transmembrane transporter activity
Source: RefSeq, a predicted model, not a curated record